Leguminivora glycinivorella is the source of this 2222-nucleotide messenger RNA. RefSeq names its product serine palmitoyltransferase 2-like. The transcript is spliced from 9 exons. Gene Ontology annotation, cellular component: serine palmitoyltransferase complex. NCBI's taxonomy places the organism in Eukaryota, Metazoa, Arthropoda, Insecta, Lepidoptera, Tortricidae. Gene Ontology annotation, biological process: sphingosine biosynthetic process; ceramide biosynthetic process. Bases 193 to 1761 code for a protein of 522 amino acids. Gene Ontology annotation, molecular function: pyridoxal phosphate binding; serine C-palmitoyltransferase activity. The record is from RefSeq and is a predicted model, not a curated record.
CAAAUCAGGUCACCUUGGUCACAAGUAGCUGGUGGCGCAGCGGAGUUUUGGAUGGGGGAAAUUUUAUCUUGGACCAAAGUGGUCGCAAUUCCCCUGCUCAUUGGACGUAUAUAACUGGAAUAAGUAUUUGUGCCUCUUGAGGAAUCCCUUGAACUUGAAUGAAAUAUUUUGGCGUUAUCAUAAAAAUAGAACAUGGAUUCUGCAAAUAAGUAUAAAGGUUCUGACGGCUCACCGCAUCGCUCGUCGCCUAUUCUUCCCCUGGACUGGACGAAGUUUGACAAAGAGCUGCGGUUUGAGCGAUGUCCGAUACUGAACCUGGUGCUCAUGCAGUUUGGGAUGUACAGCGUCAUGUUUCUGAGCUUCCUGAGUCGGUGGUUAUUUCCGCACAAGGCCAUGAAAGAGAGGAACAGAGAGGGCUACGCCCCGUUGUACAGUCGGCUCGAGGAGUUCUUCUCCCACUACGUGUACCGUCGCGGCCGCCACUGCUACAACAGCCCCGUGUGCUCCGCCCCCAACGCCGACAUCACGCUCAUGGAGCGGGUCAGCGACGACUAUAAUUGGACCUUUAGGUUUACAGGCCGGCAGCUGAAGUGCGUGAACCUGGGCUCGUACAACUACCUGGGCUACCGCGGAGGGCGUGGCAAGGUGGAGGCGGCCGCGCGGCGCUACGGCCUGGCUCUCCACUCCUCGCGCGCGGAGCUGGGCACCACUCCGCUGCAUGUGGAGUUUGAACACGAGCUCGCCGACUUCCUUGGCGUUGAGGCAGCGAUGGUGGUAGGCAACGGGUUCUCGGCUAACACGUUGACGCUGCCAGGGCUACUGAGCCCCAACACGCUGGUGCUGAGCGACGCCAAGAUCCAUGCCAGCCAGCGACUUGGCUUGCGUGUGGCGCGCAGCUCUGUGCGAGUGUUUCAACAUAAUGACAUGCGGCACCUGGAGGAGCUGGCUCGGCGAGCUCGCGCCGAGGGGUGCUGGGACAAUAUUGUUGUCAUGAUGGAAGGCGUAUACAGCAUGGAGGGUUCCGUGGGGUCCCUCCCAGCAGCCAUCGCGCUGAAGAAGCAGCUCGGCCUCCACAUCUACAUCGACGAGGCGCACAGCAUCGGGCUGGGGCCGCGAGGCCGCGGGGUCACUGACCUGUGCGGCGAGAGUGUCAGAGACGUCGACGUUCUCAUGGGCAGCUUUAGUAAGAGCUUUCCUGGCAUGGGAGGCUACAUAGCUGGGAGCGCUGCGCUGGUGAACCGCGUGCGCUUGCACGGGCACGCGCAUGCGUACGCGCAGAGCAUGCCGCCGCCCGUCGCCGCGCAAAUGCUCUGUGCGCUGCGCGACCUGUGCGCGCCGGCCGGCCAGGCGCGAGCAACGACUCUAAGGGACAACACGCGCUACUUCCGCGAACGGUUACGUGCGAUGGACGUGGUGGUAUACGGGCACCCGCAGUCGCCAGUGGUGCCAAUGAUGGUGUACUCGCUGACAAAGAUGGCGGUGUGUGUGGAACGGCUCUUGACAGCCGGUGUGGCGGCGGUGGGCGUCGGCUUUCCUGCUACGCCUCUGUACCUGGCACGAAUGAGGUUUUGCUUAUCUGCAGCCCAUACUCGCGAACAUCUGGACAAAGCGCUGGCAGCCAUAGAAGCAGUGGUUGAAGAGCUGGGCCUGCGAUACUCGAGAGAGCCUAUACGAUCAACAACCAACCGGUUGACGUUCAUUGAUGUUUAUGGUUGCCUUUGUGUCUGUAUGCAGAAAGCUCGAAAACUACUGAGAUUUUAAUGUAUUUUUUUUGUCAAGAAUUUAUGAAGAUAUAAGUUCAGGUGGCACUGAAAUAGUUAGUUCCUAGUUUUGGGAUAAGUACUUUUAUAGUACCUAAGCUUUAAAGGCUCCAUGUAAUGUACUUGUAAUAUUAAUCCUAGAGUGAAAAAUAUACAAGAUACAACAUACUCAUACAAACUUCAACUACACUUGAUAAACCUUCUUAUCAAAGUCCAAAAUAAUAUGGCAUUGCUGCCGACUGUGACCGCAAUACUGCUACAAACGUCGAAUAAAAUUUGAUGUGCAGCAACAUUAUUUGAUAACACUUACAACAACGUUGUCGACAAACAAAAACAUAUGUAGUACCUGCAGUAGGUAUGCCACAUUAAAUUCAAGUGUUGCAAUAGCAUUCAUUUUGUAGUCUAAAUCCAAACAUUACCUUAAGUUUCGCAUGCGUCUAUUAUACAAGGUGCUCGCGAGGA